Messenger RNA from Scylla paramamosain (green mud crab), 2398 nucleotides. RefSeq lists its product as uncharacterized. The coding region runs from base 16 to 2073 and encodes 685 amino acids. Gene Ontology annotation, molecular function: zinc ion binding; carbonate dehydratase activity. Gene Ontology annotation, biological process: one-carbon metabolic process. The transcript has 16 exons. The record is from RefSeq and is a predicted model, not a curated record. Lineage: Eukaryota; Metazoa; Arthropoda; Malacostraca; Decapoda; Portunidae.
UAGCAAUCACAGGACAUGACGCGCAAUGGAGAUAGGCAGAAAGUCGCGCUGUUUCUCGUAUUUCUCUUAGUGUUCAGCGUCACCAUUGAAGAAGUAAGCACGUGUCAACAAGCUUGUGCUAGUUUUGAAGGAGCAGCGCAGCGCAAGACUUACCACUUGUGUCUCAAGCAAAGCAGAGAACACGGCUACAUAAAAGCAGGCCCACCCAGCACUCGCCACAGACCAACCUCAGCAACGAAGACUGACGGGCACAACCUUGGCGCAAUGAAGACACUGCUGUUUGUGCUGGUGCUGGCGGUGGCAGUCGCCCAGGCUAAAGCCCACGGUCGCGGGAGAUCCGGCGAUUGGGGAUAUGGCAAUGAAAAUGGUCCCGAUACUUGGCCGGACCAUUUCCCCACGUGUGGCGGCAGCAGGCAGUCUCCCGUGGCCAUCAACACCGGUGAAGCUGAAACAGACAUUCCACAUACGUCCUUCCACUUUGUUAAUUACGACGCCAAGCCCACCACUGUGACCCUCACCAACACUGGACAUUCAGUUCAGGUCAACAUGGACAUCAAUGCCUCGGUGUCGGGGGGCAGCCUGACCGGUGAAUUCGUCUUUCAUCAGUUCCACUUCCACUGGGGUGCUGUAUACACCCGCGGCUCAGAACAUACCGUGGAUCACAACAGGUUCCCCGGCGAGCUUCACUUGGUACACUACCGCGAGAGUUACGGUAGCUGGGCGGAGGCAGUGAAGCACGAGGAUGGCGUGGCUGUGUUUAGUGUCCUGUUGGAGCUGCAUCUCACAGACAACCCGAAUCUCCACCCAAUUGUCAACGGCCUCAUGGAUGUAAUCUUGCCUCACGAAACGGCUCUUAUCAGCCCAGUAGUCCUGCACAGCCUCCUGCCCAGCAACGUGGAUCACUUCUUCAGUUACUCGGGUUCCCUCACCACUCCAGGCUGCGACGAGGUGGUGGAAUGGACGAUCUUUAGGGACAGAAUCCCCAUAUCCAACAGUCAGCUGAAGCAAUUCAGGGAGCUGACUGCUGGAGAUGGCAGCACACUGCAGGACAAUUUCCGAACCCUGCAGCCGCUCAACGGCCGCAAGAGCAGCGCAGCGCAAGGCUCAGCCUGUUGUCUCGAGCAAAGUAGAGAACGAAGCUUCACAAAUGCAUGCAGAUUCACCCACUGGCCAGCACUCGCCACAGACCAACCUCAGCCACGGAGGUUGAUGGGGCACACUGUUGGCGUCAUGAAGACACUCCUGCUUGUGCUGGUGCUGGAGGUGGCGACCGCCCAGGCGAGAGUCGACGGUCAGGUGAGGACCGGCGAAUGGGGCUACGGCGCUGAUAAUGGACCCCAUACUUGGCAGUACACUUUCCCCGCGUGUGGCGGCCGCAGGCAGUCUCCCGUGGCCAUCAACACCUGUGAGACUGAAACAGACUUGCCAUUGACGCCCUUUCACUUCAAUAAUUACGACGCCAAGUCCACCACUGUGACCCUCACCAACACUGGGCAUUCAGUUCAGGUCAACAUGGACGUUAAUGCCUCGGUGUCGGGGGGCAGCCUGACCGGUGAAUUUGUCUUCCAUCAAUUCCACUUCCACUGGGGUGCUGCAGACACCCACGGCUCAGAGCAUACCGUGGAUCAAGUCAGGUGCCCCGCUGAGAUUCACUUGGUACACUACCUCAAGAGCUAUGGCAGCUUCGAGGAGGCUGUGAAGCACGAGGACGGCGUGGCUGUGUUCGGUGUUAUGCUGGAGCUGUCGUACACUGAUAACCCAAAUCUCCACCCAAUUAUCAACGGUCUCAGGGGUGUAAUCUUGCCUCACGAAACGGCUCUUAUUAGCUCAGUAGCCCUGCACAGCCUCCUGCCCAGCAACGUGGACCACUUCUUCCGUUACUCGGGUUCCCUCACCACUCCAGGCUGCGACGAGGUGGUGGAAUGGACGAUCUUCAGGGACAGAAUCCACAUAUCUAGCAGUCAGCUGAAGCAGUUCAGGGAGCUGACUGCUGAAGAUGGCAGCACACUGCAGGACAAUUUCCGAACCCUGCAGCCGCUCAACGAGCGCGAGGUGUAUCGAUCCUGGUUAUAAACCGCCAUCACCAGUACUGCCGUGCCAAAACGGCAUUCCCGAGCACCAUCAGUGCAAAUUACCUCCAAGAUGUCAACAUUAAUUGUAAACAUCACUUCCCAUGUAGUUAUGAUAGAUUAUUAGAGUAAAAAGAUAAAAAUACGGCGGGGUUGUUAGUUAAGUAGUCCACUGUGCAAGAACGGUUGUUUGUGUAUUUAAUAAUGAAUAGUUUGCUGCUCUGGUAACUGUCCACUACAUUGCCAACUGCCAGUGAUGUUCAUCAGUAGCUGCUUUUUUUUUUUUUUUUUUUUUCAUAAUUACGAAAUAAAACUGUCUUACUGCUGAG